AUGUCGCGCCCGCGGAGAGUCCCUGCCUUCGACUCGCGAGCCGGCUUCCGAGCCGAGGCCCGGGACGGCGGCGCGCCCGUGCCCCAAGGGCUGCUGAAGGCGGCGAGGAGCAGCGGGCAGCUGAACCUGGCGGGCAGGAACCUCGCGGAGGUGCCUCAGUGUGUUUGGAGGAUAAAUCUGGAUAUUCCUGAGGAGGCCAAUCAAAAUCUUUCAUUCAGUACUACCGAACGGUGGUGGGAGCAGACAGAUCUGACCAAACUCAUCAUCUCAAAUAACAAGCUUCAGUCCCUUACUGAUGACCUUCGACUCCUGCCAGCCCUCACCGUGCUUGAUAUACAUGACAAUCAGCUGACAUCUCUUCCUUCUGCUAUAAAAGAGCUAGAAAACCUUCAAAAGCUAAAUGUCAGCCAUAACAAACUAAAAGUGCUCCCUGAAGAAAUUACAAAUCUCAAAAACUUGAAGUCAUUGUAUCUCCAGCAUAAUGAACUAACUUGCAUACCUGAGGGAUUUGAGCAUCUUUCAAACUUAGAAGAUUUGGAUCUCUCAAACAAUCGUCUUACAACUGUUCCUGCUAGCUUGUCUUCUCUAUCCAGUCUCUUACGACUCAAUCUUUCUAGUAACCAACUAAAGAGUUUGCCAACAGAAAUAAGUAGAAUGAAAAGAUUAAAGCAUUUGGAUUGUAAUUCAAAUCUCUUGGAAUCUGUCCCUCCUGAGUUUGCUGGCAUGGAAUCUCUGGAGCUGCUAUAUUUGAGGAGGAAUAAAUUGCGUUUUCUACCAGAAUUACCUUCGUGUAGAUUACUGAAGGAAUUGCAUGUAGGUGAAAACCACAUUGAAACAUUAGGGGCAGAGCAUCUGAAGCAUCUGCAUUCGAUCCUGGUGCUAGAGCUGCGGGACAACAAGCUGAAGUCUGUUCCUGAUGAAAUCACCCUCCUGCAGUCUUUGGAAAGGCUUGACCUGAGCAACAAUGAUAUCAGCAGUCUGCCCUAUUCAUUGGGAAACCUUCAUCUGAAAUUCCUAGCACUAGAAGGAAACCCUUUAAGAACUAUUAGAAGAGAAAUUAUAACUAAGGGAACUCAAGAAGUCCUAAAAUAUCUACAAAGCAAGAUCAAAGAUGACAGUCCUAGCCAGAAUGACUGUGUUCCUGAUACUGCCAUGACACUACCAAGCGAGUCCAGAGUCAAUAUGCAUGCCAUUGUCACACUGAAGCUGUUAGACUAUAGUGACAAACAAACAGCUUUGAUUCCCGACGAUGUGUUUGAUGCAGCAAAGAGCAAUAUCAUCACUUCUGUUAAUUUCAGUAAGAACCAUCUGUGUGAGGUUCCCCAAAGGAUCACAGAACUGAAGGAGACAGUUUCUGAAGUCAACCUCAGUUUUAAUAAGCUUUCCUCUCUAUCCUCGGAGCUAUGUGUGCUUCAGAAAUUGACUUUUUUAGAUUUAAGGAACAAUUAUUUAAGUUCUUUGCCUGAAGACAUGGAAUCAUUGGCAAAUCUACAAUCAGUCAAUCUUUCCUUUAACAGGUUCAAGGUGCUACCUGAGGCUCUGUAUCGGGUUCCUGCACUGGAGACGAUCCUGAUUAGCAACAAUCAGGUUGGCUCUGUGGACCCCCAGAAAAUGAAGGCAAUGGAACGUCUGGCCACAUUGGACCUUCAGAAUAAUGACCUCUUGCACAUCCCCCCAGAGCUUGGGAACUGUGUGAAUUUACGGACGCUGCUACUGGAUGGAAAUCCAUUCCGUGUUCCUCGAGCAGCCAUACUAAUGAAAGGAACGGCUGCUGUGCUGGAGUAUUUGAGAGACAGAAUCCCAGCUUAAGUCAGAGCCAGUUUCUGACCUUGGCCGUGGUCACUCAGAAGGGGAUGGGCUUUCUGUGGUAGUAUCCUGAGAAGACAGCUGUCAUCAGUCUUAUAGAUAAUUCCCUGUGUCACCAGGCAUUAACUGGCCUGAGCUGUUUCACUACCACAAUGUUAGGUGGUGUUCACACAUGUAGUGGUGCCCCCUUGGGAGCUGGGCAGUGCUCGGGCUUGUUCUGAACGCUUUGCCCAUGCUUCCCUCCUCAUAUCCAUUCCCCAUUAAACCUGAAAGCUCUUCUUCAGAAAUGCAUUUUUAUUUAACAUGAGUUAAUAUUUUUAUAAUGAUAAGGCAUUUUUAUAGAGCGGAGUUCCCCCUCCCUUGUUUCUUUUGUAUUCUGUAUAAUUUGACUGAUCUGAUCCAAUUUCCUUGAUUAGGUAAAAACACGAUUUCACUAAAUACUGUUAUGGCAUUUUAACUAAAAGAAGGCUCUUCAUUACCCAUGGUAGGACUUUGUUCAUUACUUGUCUGUUUGGUUCUUGGGUCUUGAGUGCUUUGGGCAAACGUGUGUCUUUUCUUUCCAGCUUGGAAAGGUGCUUGCAGGCUGGAAAAAAUCUAAACUGAAGUUAGAUUUGAUGGAUGUAAACUUAGUUGAAUAAAAAUGGACUGAAAACA
Molecule: messenger RNA, 2460 nt
Organism: Jaculus jaculus (lesser Egyptian jerboa)
Lineage: Eukaryota; Metazoa; Chordata; Mammalia; Rodentia; Dipodidae
Gene: Lrrc40
Product: leucine rich repeat containing 40
Exons: 15
Coding region: 1-1809 (602 amino acids)
Molecular function (GO): protein binding
Source: RefSeq, a predicted model, not a curated record